Messenger RNA from Penicillium paradoxum, 456 nucleotides. RefSeq lists its product as uncharacterized. The record is from RefSeq and is a predicted model, not a curated record. The transcript has a single exon. The coding region runs from base 1 to 456 and encodes 151 amino acids. NCBI's taxonomy places the organism in Eukaryota, Fungi, Ascomycota, Eurotiomycetes, Eurotiales, Aspergillaceae.
AUGCCCGACAUCUCAGAAAUCCGAACCCAAAUCCUCGAAUCCAACACCCCAAAACGAAUCGUGAUCAGAAUGAACACCAAAGCCCUAAACCCUCAAGACUAUCGCGCUUCAGCAGACAAAGUCGUCAACCAAGUCUUCCCAGGCUGGGAAGACGAUCCCCGAAUCCUCUAUCUCGUCAUCGACGUAUCCACCGAACGUACCUUCAUCGUUAUAGACGUCAAUCACCACGACUACAACUACCACAAAGCCCACAGAGAUAAGGAAAUUGUCCCCGUCCACGUCCUUCGCCAGCACGGCAAACGACGAGAAUGGUUUUUGGUCAGGUGGCCUCGAGAAGAUGAGUAUCUGUGUACGCAGUUGGCGCAUCUCCAUAAUACCAAUGGCUAUGAGCCGACGCCAUUUCUGGAAGAUCAUACUAGUCCGACCUCGUGGGCUAAUACGAGGUGUCUUCCUUGA